Molecule: messenger RNA, 2505 nt
Organism: Trifolium pratense (red clover)
Lineage: Eukaryota; Viridiplantae; Streptophyta; Magnoliopsida; Fabales; Fabaceae
Product: vegetative cell wall protein gp1-like
Exons: 3
Coding region: 330-2294 (654 amino acids)
Source: RefSeq, a predicted model, not a curated record
UGGAACAAGUACUCAAAUAAUAAUGCUUAUAAGAUCUCAACAAAAAACAAGGUUUGAUUUUAGAGAAAGUUACUGACACAUAAUCAACACAAUUUCAUGUCUACUGUUUUUUUAAACAAUUUCAUAUAACUGAUACAUUAUUGCAGAAAGUAAAUGUAAAUAGGAGUAAAUGCACCCUGCAAAAUAUCAACUAACCCACACACUCUUCCACCUGCUUAUAUUUACUUCACUCACUGAACCAUUUUAUAAGCACCUUUCCAAUGCAUUUGUAAAAACCACAUUUUCUCUCCUUUUCUUUCCAAGAGUGUUCUAAGUAGUAGCUAGUGAAAAUGGAGAAGAAAAGAACCAACAAUGCUUCUCUUACUAUGUUCAUAAUGUUGGUUGCAGUGGUUUCUCAAAACCUUGUUAUUGUUCCUGUAAUAGCCAACACUAUUAAGGAUCAUAAAAACUAUCAAGGAAGUUCUCCAUCAGAUUUAUCUACAGAACUAUGCUCACAUAGUCCACCAUCUCAUCACUCUGGAGGAGGUUGUGGUAGCGGCGGCACCCCACCCUCUAGUGGCAGCGGCGGCACCCCGCCCUCUAGUGGCAGCUCACCCUCUCAUGGUCAUCAUGGUCACCAUGGUCAUGGUGGUCAUGGUCAUGGAACACCAUCAUCACCACCCUCAGGCGGUGGAAGUUACACUCCAACCCCGUCACCACCGUCAGGUGGUGGAAGUUACACUCCGACUCCAUCAACUCCCACACCAUCAACACCCUCUGAUCCGACCCCAUCAACUCCACCAAAUUGUGAUCCAACCCCAUCAUCACCACCAUCAGGUGGUGAUGGAAGUUAUACUCCAACCCCGUCAACUCCCAACCCCUCACCACCAUCAGAUAGUGGUUCACCACCAUCAGAUGGUGGUGGAAGUUACAAUCCAACACCAUCAACUCCUCCAGGUGGUGGAAGUUAUGAUCCUACCCCGACACCACCCUCAGGUGAUGGAAGUUAUAAUCCAACCCCAUCAAGUCCACCGGGUGGUGGAAGUUAUGAUCCAACCCCAUCACCGCCAUCAGAUAGCGGUGGAAGUCCUCCAGGAAGUUAUGACCCAACACCAUCACCACCCUCAGGUGAUGGAAGUUAUAAUCCAACUCCAUCAACACCCCCAUCUAGCGACUGUACACCGCCAUCACAAGACUCACCACCAUCAGACCCUACCCCAACAACACCCUCAACCCCGACAACACCAUCGGGAGGUUACUACAACUCACCACCACAAGACUCUUCACCACCAACAGACCCUACCCCAACAACACCCUCAACCCCGACAACACCAUCAGGAGGUUACUACAACUCACCACCACAAGACUCGUCACCACCAUCAGACCCUUUAACCCCAACAACACCCUCAACCCCAACAACACCAUCAGGAGGAUACAACUCACCACCACAAGACUCGUCACCACCAUCAGACCCUUUAACCCCAACAACACCCUCAACACCGACAACACCAUCAGGAGGUUACUACAACUCACCACCACAAGACUCGUCACCACCAUCCGACCCUUUAACCCCAACAACACCAUCAGGAGGAUACAACUCACCACCACAUGACUCAUCACCACCAUCCGACCCUUUAACCCCAACAACACCCUCUACCCCGACAACACCAUCAGGAGGUUACUACAACUCACCACCGCAAGACUCAUCACCACCAUCAGACCCUUUAACCCCGGCAACACCCUCAACCCCGACAACACCAUCAGGAGGUUACUACAACUCACCACCACAAGACUCAUCACCACCAUCGGACCCUUUAACCCCAGCAACACCCUUAACCCCGACAACACCAUCAGGAGGGUACUACAACUCACCACCAACUUAUGGAGGCAGUAGCCCCCCAGUCGAUCCUGGCACGCCGUUUACCCCCACUUUCCCCACACCACCUUACCUUCCUGCACCAUCUCCCUUCACUGGUACAUGCAACUACUGGAAUACUCACCCACAAAUCAUCUGGGGAUUACUUGGCUGGUGGGGAACCUUAGGCAAUGCAUUCCAUAUGUCCAAUAUGCCAGGAUUAGGUGCAAGUCUCAGCAUUCCAGAAGCACUUUCCAACACAAGAACUGAUGGGAUUGGAGCUCUUUACAGAGAAGGUGCAGCUUCCUUUCUUAACUCCUUGGUGAACAACAAAUUCCCUUACACAACUGAGCAAGUCAGAGACAGAUUUGUAGCAUCACUCGGCUCAAAUAAGGCUGCUGCAACACAAGCUCAUCUCUUCCGGAUGGCGAACGAGGGGAGAAUUAAGCCUAGAGCAUGAUCUAAUUAUAAUUAAUUUCGUUUAUGUGUCAGUUUAUUGAGUUCAGUUUAAUUAGUAUAUUAUAUUUAAGACUUCUGCUAAGAGUGUUAUCAUUAUGUACUUAUGUGUUAAUUUACCCUAUGAUGGAUUCAGUGUAACUUUUUACAACUUCAUGUUAAUUAGCUUUAUAUAUGGUUUCUAAGUUUUGAAUAAAGUUAAUAUUUUGUUGCUA